Molecule: messenger RNA, 1122 nt
Organism: Aplosporella prunicola CBS 121167
Lineage: Eukaryota; Fungi; Ascomycota; Dothideomycetes; Botryosphaeriales; Aplosporellaceae
Exons: 1
Coding region: 90-983 (297 amino acids)
Biological process (GO): oxaloacetate metabolic process; L-glutamine metabolic process
Cellular component (GO): mitochondrion
Molecular function (GO): omega-amidase activity
Source: RefSeq, a predicted model, not a curated record
CAACAACCUCACACCCACCACACCUCAAAGGCCACGCAAUCUACCACGCCAAUUCGAAAACUCAGCCACGCACGCCCCCAACCGCCACAAUGUCCAAGCUCCUCAAGCAACCCGUCAAGCUCGCCCUCGUGCAACUCGCCACCAGCGCCUCGAAAGCCGACAACCUGGCGCGGGCGCGCAGCAAAGUGCUCGAAGCAGCAUCACGGGGCGCGAAGAUCGUCGUGCUCCCCGAAUGCUUCAACUCGCCCUACGGGACGAAGCACUUCCCACAGUACGCCGAAGCGCUGCUCCCUUCGCCGCCCCCGGCCGACAGCGCACCCAGCUGGCACGCGCUCGCAGCAAUGGCCAAAGAAGCCCAGGCGUACGUCGUCGGCGGCAGCAUUCCGGAGCGCGACGCCGCGACGGGGAAGCUGUACAACACGUCGCUGACGUUCAGCCCGGCGGGCGCGCUGCUGGGCACGCACCGCAAGGUGCAUCUGUUCGACAUCGACAUCCCGGGGAAGAUCAAGUUCCGCGAGUCCGACGCCCUGGACCCCGGGAACAAGGUCACGCUCGUCGAGCUCCCCGAGUACGGCACGCUCGCCGUCGCCAUCUGCUACGAUGUCCGCUUCCCGGAGCUCGCGAUGAUCGCGGCCCGCAAGGGCGCGUUUGCCCUCCUCUAUCCUGGCGCGUUUAACCUUACCACGGGCGCGCUGCAUUGGUCCCUGCAGGCGCGUGCGCGUGCGAUGGAUAAUCAGGUCUACGUCGCGCUGUGUAGCCCCGCGCGCGAUAUGGAGGCCGAGUAUAAUGCGUGGGGCCAUAGCAUGGUAGUGGAUCCGAAUGCGGAGGUGCUGGGCGAGCUGGAUGAGAAGGAGGGGAUUCUGGUGGCCGAGUUGACGGGUGAGCGCAUCGAGGAGGUCAGGAAGGGCAUCCCGAUCUAUACGCAGCGGAGGUUCGAUGUUUACCCCGAUGUUAGCAAGGGUGAUGUCAGGUUUGAGGAGUAGGUGGCCUGCCGAGGGGUUGCGCUUACGAUAUUAUAAUUGCCUUUGGGGGCAUUUUUUGAGCGAGUGGCUUGCUUCCAGCGGCUUAGAUCAGUAGUACCCAUUCUUUGCAUCACGGCUUCACGAUCAAUCUCAGAUUUUA